AUGACAACGCUACAUGAUCCACCAAUGACAAAGGUUGCACCCGCUAGUCCAGCGGGUACGGAAUACCACGACGCUCCCAGUGGAUACGAGCAGCAGCAGCAGCCACGAGUCAACAUUCACGAACCUACACCAACGUACGAGAAACAUGCCCCCUCUUUCCCAACUCCCCAUACAAACGGCUACGCACCAGAAAAGAAUAAUGGCAUCCUCACGAGUGGCACGACGAGCUCUCGCCACAGUAUCGGCUCGACAAAUUCACGACGCGUCAAUUACAAUGAAGACGUGGUACUCGCAGACGGAAAUGGUGCAGGCGUCAAGCGGGCUGGAACUUGGGCUCAUGGACCUGGUACCUCUGGAAUGAGAGAGGAUACGACUGGUGCAAACGGUGUCAGUCGUCAUGCGAGCUUGGCUGAACGUGCGACAAUGGCAGCAGAGAACAUUGCGCCUGAAAAGUAUGCAGCCUUGACCAAAGCCGAGAAAAAGGACGCCAAACGUCUCUCCAAGAUUAUCAAGGCAGAAGGCAAGGCUGAAGACAAGCAACUCAAAUCUGCACUCAAGGAACUCGCAAAUCUUCAGGCCGCACAGAAAAAGGCGAGCGCAGCCGAAACGGCAGCGACGACAGCACAAACGAGAGCGGCAAAGGAGGAACAACGCGCGAGUGCGGCAUAUCUCGAAGCCAAGACGCGAUAUGAACGUGCAAUUGCUGGACUCAAGACGGCAGAGGAACGUUUGACGCUUUGUCGAGAGCAAGCAGAGAAGACGACGGGAAUGGUGCGCAGACAGGCCGAAGAAGUCGAAGCUAUGAGAGAGCGGAAGGCGACGGAUGACCGUGAGCGAGAGGUUAAACUGGCCAACCUCAAGGCGGGCCUCAUGUCGCCAUAG
Molecule: messenger RNA, 882 nt
Organism: Serendipita indica DSM 11827
Lineage: Eukaryota; Fungi; Basidiomycota; Agaricomycetes; Sebacinales; Serendipitaceae
Source: the annotation of a GenBank genome assembly